This is a messenger RNA of Ilyonectria robusta, 648 nucleotides long. RefSeq lists its product as uncharacterized. The coding region runs from base 1 to 648 and encodes 215 amino acids. The transcript has 4 exons. The record is from RefSeq and is a predicted model, not a curated record. Lineage: Eukaryota; Fungi; Ascomycota; Sordariomycetes; Hypocreales; Nectriaceae.
AUGGCGUGGGCGCGGUGGGUAGGGUCCGACCCAAUAGCAACGACAAAAACACCCGGCCCGGCGCCCGUAAAUCCGCGAACAAGGUUACUGUAUGAUCCGGCCAGCUACUCUACAAUCAAUAGACCACUACUAAUACACCUAUUUGAGCAGAAGAAGACGCAGAAGAAGAAGGCCCCUCCCAUCGGCGAGGCGCGUGACUUCCCCUGCCGCCCCUGUGUUACUCGCGCUGCAAAGAGCCCCGGGCAUGAGUGUACCUCUCAGAACAAUACUGGUGCUGCUUGCUGGGACUGCGCAAGGAACGGCCAUACCUGCAGGCCUGUCCCCACCGGCGCUGUCGCUGCGGUGCGUGCCUUCUGGGAAUUGAAUCGGCAGAUCGACGAUGCAAAUAAAGAUCCAGGCGAUGGCUGGCGCUCUGCUGCUCAGCGUGCAGCACAGCAGCUGCGUGGUUGCGGUGCCGCUAUCAACCAUAGCCCUGCUGCCGCUCAAGCUUGCGCUCCUGCUUUGGCUCCCCGCGGUGAAGCAGGUGAAAUGACGCUUGAGGAGCGAAAGGUUGCGGCGCUGGAGGUCAUCGCUGAGGCUGCUCGGCUCUGGACUCAGUUCAACAAGCCGGACGAGGAAGACAGCAUUGAAGAGGAGGAAGACAAUUGA